AUGCCAUCCCUCGCGUCUGCGCUGGUUGCGUGUGUGGAAAUCACAUACGGCUGUGUCAUCCUCACAGCCKCGUUGGUCUACUCCUGCUUUCAGAAAGAGUUCUGGUAUGCGAGGACGGAAGAGGAGGAAUCUGCUUUGCAAGAGGCUUCCCGUGAUCUCUGGGACUUGGCACACAAAGACGAUGCCAUUGCACACAACUUUCUCACCACGCGGAGUGGAACACAGAUACACUUCCUAACACCUAGGGUCACCACGCAGGAUCCAGAUACGCUGAUAGUCUUUCUCCAUGGCUUCCCAGACUCAGCCUACUUGUUCUCCCACCAAAUUCACUCUGCUUGGUCUWCCAAGGCCCAGCUAGUGGCACUGGACCUCCCAGGCUGUGGUGGGAGUGAUAGCCUGCAAUCUUACAGUGCGGAAAAGGUACUGAAUGUCAUUGUUGAAGCGAUUGACCAGCUGAAAGCCCGUUUCUCGCAUUCGAACCAGAGCAAGCCGAGGUGCAUCUUGGUCGGCCAUGACUGGGGCGGCGUCAUUGGCUUUCGGCUAGCAGCAGAGACCACAGGCUUGUUAGACGAACUCGUAACGAUCAACUCCAUAUAUCCACGAUACGCGGCCGAGGUGCUCAAAGCCAACGUCUCCCGUGGAGGCGCUCUCAUAUCAAAGGGCAAGCUGCGAGAAAUCCUGAAGUCAGGCUACACGUAUAUGUUGAACCUACCUGUGCCGCUCGCAAGGAUCUCGCCUGGACUGUCACGAUGCCUUGUCAAGUUGUCUCAUAGCCUGGAAUACAAGCAAUCUCCAGAGAGUUCCCCAAAGGCACUCGCCCGCCGUCUCGCGAUAGCUUACGGUCCGAGCUCAUCGCAGUGUGCUCAUGAUAGCAUCCCGAAGUAUGGAACUUCGGUGCUUGCUCGUUCUCAAACCCACCCACCUGGAGAUUGGGAUCAACGAGUUCGAUUGUAUUCUGACGGGCUGUUGCGCGACAGUUGGACUCCAUCCUUCCUGGCUUCGCCGAAACCUGCACUCAAUGAUGUCAAAGCAACCAAAACUCAGGCUCCGCAGGGUCCAGCUGUCGAGGAUGACAACGACGAUUGGCAUUUUCAUUGUCCAGUGAGCAUCAUAUUUGGACUUCAGGACAUUGCUCUCGAUCCAAGUGUCGUUCUUGAUGGAAUUGAGCGCCAUUUCAUGUCUGAAUCGACAGACUCCCUGGUAUCGUCAGCCAUUGCCCAGGAGAGGAUCACUAGGCUCAGUGGUUGCGGCCAUUGGUCAAUAUUGGAGGAUGAGGGAAUCAAAGCUCUGGACCGAUUCCUGGCUCGUAUCAUCGAUUGA
Molecule: messenger RNA, 1320 nt
Organism: Ramularia collo-cygni
Lineage: Eukaryota; Fungi; Ascomycota; Dothideomycetes; Mycosphaerellales; Mycosphaerellaceae
Exons: 7
Coding region: 1-1320 (439 amino acids)
Molecular function (GO): catalytic activity
Source: RefSeq, a predicted model, not a curated record